GGCGCUGCCCCACAUUGCGCAGCAGGCGGGGGUGGCACGGCCCCCACCCGACACAGCCCCGUGCCCGGGUCCGCGCUGACCCCGCGCCCCUCCCGGGAGAAGGAGGAAAUGAGUUUCCUGACCGGCAAUGUGUGCUCAGAGCCAGGACCUCCCUUUCCUAACAGAAGCCUUGGGGAAAACCAGCCUGUAUCCCCAGGGAUUCAUGAUGAGCCCACUUAGCUUUGGGAAGCUGUCCAGGACUUAACCCUUGGGUUUGGAACUUCAGCAGGGCCCAUGAGGGAAAGACUGGAGAUGUCCUUCCCUAACCUCCUGGGUGCCCAGAGCAAACACUCCUGCUCUGCUUUCAAUUCCUUAGAACAAAAACUGCUUCCCAGAUGGAUGUGACUUCUCAAGAGCUGUGGGAAACCCGAGGUUGCCCGGUGAGCCAGGAGCACAGCUUCGGAACAGAGAAGGGGUUGCCAGAGUGCGGAUGCUCUGAGUGCUGCUGUUAGAACGAGGUCCGGACGGCGAGCGGAGGCCGCGGGUGCCCCGCCGGGAGCCAUGAGCGCGGGCAGCGUCGCCCCGGGCUGGCCUGAGGCGCUGCCGGGCGCGGCCCGGCCCGCGGCGGGGAUGAGCGGCAGGGAGAGCCCCGAGGGGCCCGGGGACGGCCCCGAGCUGCAGCUGAAGGUGGAUUUCUUCCGCAAGCUCGGCUACUCCUCGGAGGAGAUCCGCGUCGUGCUGCAGAAGCUGGGCCUGGGCGCCGACACCAACACGGUGCUGGGGGAGCUGGUGAAGCACGGCCCGGCCGAGCGGGACGGCCCCGAAGCCCCGGCCGAGCCCGGCGAGGCCCCGCUGGUCCCCCGGGGGGGCGCCGGUAACAAGUCCCCCGCGCCCGGCCCCGAGGAGACCGAGAGCGACAACCUGAAGCCCAUCGUCAUCGAUGGCAGCAACGUGGCCAUGAGCCAUGGGAAUAAAGAAGUGUUCUCCUGCCGAGGUAUCCUUUUGGCUGUCCAGUGGUUCUGGGACAGGGGACACAAGGAUAUCACAGUCUUUGUGCCGUCAUGGAGGAAGGAGCAACCCCGACCAGAUGUACUCAUAACAGACCAGUACAUCCUCCGUGACCUGGAGAAGAAGAAGAUCCUGGUGUUCACGCCGUCCCGGCGGGUCGGGGGCAAGCGCGUGGUGUGCUACGACGACCGGUUCAUCGUCAAGCUGGCCCACGAGUCCGACGGCGUCGUCGUGUCCAACGACACCUACCGGGACCUGCAGAACGAGCGGCCCGAGUGGAAGAAGUUCAUCGAGGAGCGGCUGCUGAUGUAUUCCUUCGUCAAUGACAAGUUUAUGCCUCCAGAUGAUCCCCUAGGGCGUCAUGGCCCCAGCCUGGACAACUUCCUCAGGAAGAAACCUGUGGUGCCAGAACACAAGAAACAGCAGUGCCCUUAUGGGAAGAAAUGCACUUAUGGAAUUAAGUGUAAGUUCUACCACCCUGAGAGGAUCAACCAGCCCCAGCGCUCGCUGGCUGACGAACUCCGUGCCAACGCAAGGCUGUCUCCAACCAGAAGCACCAGUGCCAAGGAGGAGAAAAAGGGCAAAAGAGUCUCCCAGGCAGAGCUCUUGUGCUCUGCGCCCACGGAGAGCGACAAAAGCUCUUUGCAGAAGGUCUCUGCAGACAGGAAGAGCUUGGCCCACAAAGCCAAGCCCAGCGACGUUCCCCUUCAGGCCAAAGGCUGUGUGUCAGGGGGUGUCCCCCUGAACAGUGGGAGCCACAGGUCCUCUGACAGGUACCAACAGCCUCACAUGGACUCUCUGUCUUAUAUCUCUCAGGAGCGUCUCGACUCAGGCAUCGGGUCUCUGGAGAACCAGCUGUCUGACAUGUGGCCUCACAGAUGUACCAGUCACUGUGAUCAUUCCCAUGCUGAGCAGGUGUCUGUCUGCAGCUGUGGUAGGCAGAGACCCGUGUACCCACAUUCUCCCAGCUUAGAGCAGAACGAUCUGGUCUCUUACAAGCCCGGCUCCCAUAAAUCUUCCUCCUCUGGUGCUAGCUUCUUGCAGUACAGCCCUGAGGUCUCUCACUCAGGAGCACCCCACUCUUUCUCGGGCUAUGGGGUGCCCGUGCACCCGGGCAGUGCGGGGCAGUUCAGCCUGCCCAGCGAGUUCAGUGCCCCCCCGGCCCCCUCGCGGGAAUUCUGGUCGGAGCCGUUCCCGCUGCCCCCGGUGCGAUCCCCCGGGGCCCGCGACCCCCGGGCACUGCAGAGGGGCCUGGGCCCGGCCUACGGGGACUCGGGGCCCUGGGCUGGCUCGGAGCAGUUUGCAGAGGAGAGGGCCAGCGUGCACAUCAAGCUGUGCGGCAUCUUCCACCCGCACCUGGUGGACGCCGUGAUGAGCCGCUUCCCGCGGCUGCUGGACCCCCAGCGCCUGGCUGCCGAGAUCCUCACCUACAAGGCUCAGAACCCGGGCUUGUGAGGGCAGCCGGCCAUGGGGAGAGCUUGAGGGGGCUGUGUUUGCCUCUGCAGCUGCCACAGGUGCCUUCCGAGUGCUCCUCCUUAUUCCUUGAAGUACCAGAGUCCAGCUGGGUGCUGGAUGCCAGAUGUGGGGUGCUCACAGCCAGUUCUGCUCUGGCUGUGACCUGUGCCCUUCGGAGAGGUGAGAGCACCUGGGGUCCCAUCUUCCCCAGGGGCUGCUGAGUGGGAGCAGAGGCUGCAGCUGCAGAGCAGGACUGUUCAUUUGGGGUUCGUGAGAAUCUGGCACACUCUGAAUUACUGCAGUUGUCCAGAACUGGAUGUGUUCUUGCCCCUCCCAUUACCUUCAGUUUUGAGAUGGCUUUGUGCACUAUGGAGCUAAGAGGGAAAACUCGGGGAGGCUCUAAGAGAGAAGGGGAUCCACCUUUGCAGUGGCCUGUGGCUGGCUGGUUUGUAAAGACCCAAAUGCAUUGUCAAAACUGUUCUUAGCUCCUCACUAAGCCUCUUUCCUAAAUCCCACCAUGUGGAUCUGUGGCAAAUGUUGGGUUGUAAAUCCAGUCUGAAGAUGGGUUUAGCUGACUUUAAUUUGGUCUUACUGGUGCACUUCUUUAAUGAUGCUUUCCACAACCCUCCCACCUCAGCUUUCCUUCCUGAGGUGAGGUAAUUCUCCCACAAGUGCUUAGAGAGCUGCUCAGCUCCCAGAGACCAGGAGCCAGGAGCUCAGUCCUUACUCAGGAGGAGUGGCAGACACUGCUCCAGAGCUGCAUGUGCUGACAGCUGCAGUGUCAGAGCAGGGGGGUGACCUGAGCACCCUGUUGGUGCUGCCCUGGGACAGUCACCUUGCUGCUCCCUGGCCCAGGCUGGCUCUGUGCAGUGCUGAUGAGGGUUUAUGAUGUGCCUUUUGCCUUCAGACAGCAAUAGAACAGCUGUAGUCACAUCUGGACUGCUGCCAGGGCCCUUCCUGAGGAGUCCUUAAUAUUUCUCUCUGUAAAGCUGUUGCUUCAUCUUCUUCCUCACCAAUGUUCCCCCAUCCCCUUUGGCUGUGCCCAGCUAGAGCAGCAUCCAGAAUUGUAGAAUAAGAGUUAUUUGGCAAGACUGUUCCUGUUUCAUUUCCUCUUACUCUGUAAGAUGUUUUCUACUGUAGAUACUGUAAGAGAUUUUAAAUAUGCAAAACCAGUUGCUGUAGUAAUUGGUUCUGGUCCUGGAAUUUCGCUGUGCUUGGGAUGCAGAGAUGUUCCUGGCACUUGCAGGCCAGAAGCAGUUGAUUUGUUGAUACACAUUGUAUCUGUGUGUGUUGUUGUUUUCUAAAUACAAUACGCCCUUCUGUGGUUAAACCAAGGUCGUUGAGUGGCAAAUUAGGAAGUGGAGAGUGGGAUGCAGCUGGUCCUGGAACCCUCCUGGGAACGGUGUUGUCCAUUCCUGCUCUUCCCUCUUAUGUCCGAGGAGUGACCUGCCCAGACUGGCACCAUGUGCCAUGAGACCACAGGGACACAGAGACCUGUAUACCUGGUUAAUAAUGAUACAUUACAAAUUAGUAAUGUUUCAUGUUAGUAAGCAAAAUGCUUCUUAAUUUUAAGUAACCUGAUACUUUGCAUAUUUGUAAAUUACAGGAAAAAUGGUUUUUAAUGUUAUUGUCCAGCACUUUGCUGCUUGCAGUUUUACUCAGUGCUGUUCUUGCCUCAGCCAUGUGUUACUGGGCGAGGUGGGUUUGCGUUUCUGGUGGAAUGCUGGUAUCUGCUGCUUCUCUUGCAAUCAGAAGAUUAACAUUUUGUACUCCCCAGCUGACACUUGCUGAAUUUUCUGUAUGCAGUAUAGUCACGUACCGAGUGGCCAUGUGACAGCCACGGCAAAGGAAGAACUGUCUUAUAUAAAUAAAAAUUGCUGAGUUGGCAUA
Pipra filicauda (Wire-tailed manakin) is the source of this 4332-nucleotide messenger RNA. RefSeq names its product zinc finger CCCH-type containing 12A (gene ZC3H12A). NCBI's taxonomy places the organism in Eukaryota, Metazoa, Chordata, Aves, Passeriformes, Pipridae. Gene Ontology annotation, cellular component: nucleus; cytoplasmic ribonucleoprotein granule. Bases 541 to 2442 code for a protein of 633 amino acids. Gene Ontology annotation, molecular function: mRNA binding; RNA endonuclease activity; metal ion binding. Gene Ontology annotation, biological process: nuclear-transcribed mRNA catabolic process, RNase MRP-dependent; 3'-UTR-mediated mRNA destabilization. The transcript has 7 exons. The record is from RefSeq and is a predicted model, not a curated record.